AUGCCCUCUUGCCAGCUGGAGGUUCACAUAAAGUUGCAUCCACCGCUGCCGCUCCUGCUGCUGCUGCAGGCCGUCGAGACACGUGAUCCACUGACCUGCAGAAGCACAGGAUUUUCUAGCCCUUUUUGCAGAACAGUGAAGCCUCUGCUUGGAACCUUGCACCUCUUGGAGAUGCUGGUUCCUGGGGGGCUGGGAUAUGAUAGAUCCAUAGCACAACAGAGACAAGAAGGUGUGGAUAAGAUAGGGAGUCCAUGGAGGACACUGGAGACUUAUUCCUAUAACAGAUACCACCACAUGGGGGAGAUUUAUCAGUGGAUGAGUCAGAUAAGAGAGAAGCACACAGAAGACGUGACAGAGCCUUUCCUAGGAAUGACCUGUGAGAGCCGACCAUAACAUGAAUGUCCCCUCCAGAUCAGCCAACCAUUCAGUAACCCCAAGAAGAUUAUCUGGAUGGACUGUGGAAUUCAUGCCAGGAAAUGGAUUGCCCCUGCUUUUUGCCAGUGGUUUGUGAAAGAAAUUCUACAGAACGACAGAGACAACUCAAGGAUAAGAAGGCUCCUGAAAAACCUGGACUUCUAUGUGCUUCUGGUUCUCAACAUAGACGGUUACAUCAUCUACACUUGGACAACUGAUCGGCUUUGGAGGAAACCCCGUUCAUCCCAUAAUAAUGGCACAAGUUUGGGGACAGAUCUCAAUAGAAAUUUCGAUGCAUCCUGGUGUAGUAUCGGCGCAUCUCACAACUGCCAAGAUAUAUUCUGCAGGACAGGACCCAUGUCUGAACCAGAGACUAAAGCUGUUUCCAGCUUUAUUGAGAGCAAGAAGGAGAACAUUGCCUGCUUCCUGACCUUGUGCUCUUACGGGCAGCUCAUCCUUGUGCCUUAUGGCUACACCAAAAAUAAAUCAAGUAACCAUGAAGAACUGAUCCAAGUUGGACAGAAGGCAGCAAAUGCAUUGAAAGCAAAGCAUGGAACCAAUUAUAGAGUUGGAUCAAGUGCAGAUAUUUUAUAUGCCACAUCAGGGUCUUCACGAGACUGGGCUGGGGACAUUGGGGUCCCUUUCUCAUACACAUUUGAGCUGAGGGACAAUGGUACAUAUGGAUUUGUCCUGCCAGAACCUCAGAUUCAGGCCACCUGUGAGGAAACCAUGGAGGCUGUGCUUUCAGUCCUGGAUGAUGUGUAUGUGAAAUACUGGUACUCAAACAGUGCUGGAAAGGUGACAUCUGCUGCUAUGGUGCUGAGCUUGCUGGUGUCUUUCAUGUCUCUUCUGUAA
Hippopotamus amphibius kiboko is the source of this 1269-nucleotide messenger RNA. It is a transcript of the gene CPO, whose product is annotated as carboxypeptidase O. Gene Ontology annotation, molecular function: metallocarboxypeptidase activity; zinc ion binding. Gene Ontology annotation, biological process: proteolysis. The record is from RefSeq and is a predicted model, not a curated record. NCBI's taxonomy places the organism in Eukaryota, Metazoa, Chordata, Mammalia, Artiodactyla, Hippopotamidae.